Peromyscus californicus insignis is the source of this 2069-nucleotide messenger RNA. It is a transcript of the gene R3hcc1, whose product is annotated as R3H domain and coiled-coil containing 1. Gene Ontology annotation, molecular function: nucleic acid binding. Lineage: Eukaryota; Metazoa; Chordata; Mammalia; Rodentia; Cricetidae. The record is from RefSeq and is a predicted model, not a curated record.
AUGUUUCUCACAUGCUUUGUCAAAUUCUCUGGGUGUCCAUGCUCUGAGUGGUUCAGGGUCAUGGCAGUUGCGGGGGUGGCUUGUGUCGUUGGGGGCCAUAACCUCUUCCAUCUUAGCAGAAGCAGAUCUGCUGAUGGGGGUGGGGGAAGGGUUAAUCUGUCUUUUGAACCUGAGCAGGAGAAACCCAAGUCAACCACAGGCCCCACGGUUUCUCUGCCUGCUCUGCGCAUGCUGUCUGCUGUGUCUGUGGAGGAAGGAGGCUUUGAGGCUGAGAGCAGUCAGCAACAGGCCAGACAAGAACACGCCCCUCUGCGGCAAUGCGAUACCUCCUCCUGGCCGCACGAUGGCGCUGAGCCCGCUGGAGAGCAGGGGCGGGGGACCCUGAGCGCGGCGGCCACUUUCCGGACAGCCGCGGCUCUGCCAUCUGUCACCCUGGCCCUUCUCUGCUUGGACGGUGUCUUCCUCUCCUCGGCCGAAAAUGACUUUGUCCACCGGGUCCAGGAGGAGCUGGAUCGCUUCCUGCUGCAGAAGCAGCUAUCCAAGGUCCUUCUUUUCCCCCCAGUCUCCAGCCGACUGCGGUACCUGAUCCAUAGAACAGCAGAAACUUUUGAUCUCUUGAGCAGCUUCUCUGUUGGGGAGGGCUGGAAGAGGAGGACAGUCGUCUGUCACCUGGACAUCAGGGUACCCAGUUCAGAUGGCCCCUCUGGGCCCUGCCGCCCUCCUGCCUCCCAUCCCAACAAGUACCGUGGUCCUCGGUACACCUCACAUCAAGGAGCAGCUGCUGGUCCCCGAGGUGCUCCUGCUGGCAGGUGGCAUCGUGGACGGAAGCCGGAUCAGCCUUUGUAUGUGCCCCGGGUGCGACGAAGGCAAGAUGAACCGGUAGCACCCUCCGUCCCAGGCCUCAAGGGAGAGGCCCCAGCUGGUGGAGUUUCAGAAGAGCCUAGAGGGGCUGGGGACCCUGAAGCUGAUCUGGGAGUCCCUAUGUUGGUGACUCAGGGAACAGAGCUCCGGAAGAGCCCGGAUUCAGGCUAUGCAAAUGAUUCACAGCUGGAGCUGGGUGACACUGAGUCCUCUGAGAAUCCUUCUGAGAAGGAACAAGGGGUAGAGACAGUCCUGCAGCAGGGGUCCAGCCCACAGCUGGCCGUGGAGGAGGAAAAUAGGAGUCAUCUGGUGCAGAGCCUGGUGGACCAAGAGGAGGAAAAGGGAGAGGGAAAGGAGAGAGAGACGGUGGGUGAGGAAGAAGAGGAGGUAGGCAAGCAGAAAGGGAUGGUGGAUGAGGAGGAAGAGAAGAUGGAUGAGCAGAAAGGGAAGGUGGAUGAGGAGGAAGAGAAGAUGGAUGAAGAAGAAGAAAAAGUGGAUGGGGCAGAAGAGGAAGAGGAUGAUGACAUGGACCAUGGCGAUUCCAGUGAGCUGCUUCAGGAGAUCACAGCCAACCUGACCGAAAAGGAGAUUGAGAUAGAGAAAAUCCACUUGGACACAUCCUCCUUCUCAGAAGAGCUACCCGGGGAGAGGGACUUGGCCCACGUGGUGGAGAUCUAUGACUUUAAGCCAACACUCAAGACGGAGGACCUGCUGGCCACCUUCUCUGAGUUCCAAGAGAAAGGCUUCAAGAUCCAGUGGGUGGAUGACACUCACGCCAUCGGCAUCUUUCCCUGCCAGGCCUCAGCUGCUGAGGCCCUGGCAAAGGAUUUCUCCGUGCUCAAGAUCCGGCCGCUCACACAGGGGACAAAGCAGUCCAAGCUGAAAGCCUUGCAGAGACCAAAGCUUCUGCGGCUAGUGAAGGAGAGGCCACAGACAGAUUCAGCGGUGGCCCGCAGGCUGGUGGCCCGGGCCUUGGGGCUCCAACACAACAGAAAGAAAGAACUGCCUGCUGCCCAGAGUCUCCUGCCGUCUUGAGGCCCCAGACCCAGCUGUCCGAACUAGGCUGGGCCCUAACACCACACACGCCUUUACAGACCCAAGGACAGCCCCUGGCCCCCCCCACUGGAGCUGCAGUGGGGCAUGGCAGGCUUUUGUUGAUCUGGUCCCAGAAAUUGAGAAGAAAUAAAAAUGUAAAGUUGUAUUGCUCA